CAGACGUCAAAAUCUGAAUACCUAUACCUCUGUGAUUCUGUGAUUUUGUUUUUUAGUUGCAAGUAAUCAUGGCUUCGGAGCGGUAUAGUUUUUCGCUGACAACUUUCAGUCCAUCUGGAAAACUAGUUCAAAUUGAAUAUGCCCUAGCUGCUGUAGCCGCUGGAGCUCCUUCAGUGGGCAUUAAAGCUUCAAAUGGUGUAGUUAUCGCCACAGAAAACAAACAUAAGUCGAUCCUCUAUGAAGAACACAGUGUUCAUAAAGUGGAAAUGAUUACAAAACAUAUAGGAAUGAUAUAUUCUGGUAUGGGACCUGAUUAUCGCUUGUUAGUGAAACAAGCUCGUAAAAUGGCCCAACAGUAUUAUCUAGUUUAUCAAGAGCCUAUACCAACAGUUCAACUCGUUCAACGAGUUGCCACUGUUAUGCAAGAAUAUACUCAGUCCGGAGGAGUUAGGCCGUUUGGGGUUUCAUUAUUGAUAUGUGGUUGGGACAGUGAACGACCAUACUUAUUUCAAUGUGAUCCAUCAGGAGCUUAUUUUGCCUGGAAAGCUACUGCCAUGGGCAAGAAUUUCAUCAAUGGAAAAACAUUUUUGGAAAAAAGAUAUAGCGAGGAUUUGGAACUUGAUGACGCAGUACACACAGCAAUUCUGACGUUGAAGGAGAGUUUUGAAGGCCAAAUGACAGCGGACAACAUUGAAGUGGGAAUUUGUGAUGAAGCAGGAUUCAGGAGGCUAGAUCCCUCUCAUGUGAAGGAUUACCUAGCUAAUAUUCCAUAAGGCAUUUAGGUUAUAUAACAAGAUUUCUCUUAAUUUUUUAUGAAACUCAUGUUUCACUUGAAUAAAACCGGAUUUGAAGGAAA
This is a messenger RNA of Leptinotarsa decemlineata (Colorado potato beetle), 856 nucleotides long. It is a transcript of the gene Prosalpha2, whose product is annotated as Proteasome alpha2 subunit. NCBI's taxonomy places the organism in Eukaryota, Metazoa, Arthropoda, Insecta, Coleoptera, Chrysomelidae. The record is from RefSeq and is a predicted model, not a curated record. Gene Ontology annotation, biological process: ubiquitin-dependent protein catabolic process. Gene Ontology annotation, cellular component: proteasome core complex; proteasome core complex, alpha-subunit complex.